This is a messenger RNA of Quercus robur (English oak), 2053 nucleotides long. RefSeq lists its product as uncharacterized. Bases 255 to 1814 code for a protein of 519 amino acids. The transcript has 6 exons. The record is from RefSeq and is a predicted model, not a curated record. Lineage: Eukaryota; Viridiplantae; Streptophyta; Magnoliopsida; Fagales; Fagaceae.
AAAUUAAAAUAAAUAAAUAAAAAUUAUUAAUAAUUAAACCCUUUCCAUCUCUAAAAACAAAAACAAAACCAAAACCUCUCUCACCACUGUUUCUCUAAAAAAGCUGCGCUAAUAAAUAAUCUUACAGCCGAUCACCUCCUGCUGCAGCUGCAGGUUUCCGUCUGCAGGUAAAUUUUAUCAUCCUUGAAUUCUAAUUCCUGGUGCCUUUUACAAGGGUUGAGGUAUCUAAAACAUUGGUUCCAGCAAUAUAGUACAUGUCCACAAUGGAUCUGAAUCGUAGAGGUAUAUCCUGGGUUGGAAAUUUUUUCCAGAAGCUUGAAGCUGUGUGCCAAGAGGUGGAUGAUAUUGUGAGCAAGGAUACAGUUAAAUAUGUUGAAAACCAGUUGCAAAAUAUGGGUGGAAAUGUGAAAAAGUUCUAUUCCGAUGUUGUCCAAGAUGCAUUAGUGGAUUCUGUAAAGCGUGAAGCUCAAGCUGUGGCUUUGAAAAGUAAUGCUGCUAUUGGCACCUAUUUGAAGUCAAUGAUGGGUGAUGAAAAAAAGCAGGAAGUUACUGUCAUAAUGCAAUCAAAUGUGCAGCCUGAAGCAGUUGAUCUUGUGACAAAACAGCUGCCAGAUGCAUUAAAUGGGUCUCACCUUAAAAGUCUAACUCCUCCAACUUCUGUAGAUUCUCUUGAGGAGGCAGUGACAGACAAAACUCUCCAAAAGGUUGAUGAUGUUCCAACAAGAGAAAAUCCAAAUGAGAGCACUGAAGAAAAUGCAAUAGAGGAGUCUGCACCUGAGGUGUUGGAAUUAAAUUCUCCAGGUGAUGAAGAAUCCUCUGAAGCUUUAUUUUCUGGUGAGUUUAAUGUUGAUAAUCAUGAAAAUGCAAUAGAGGAGUCUGCACCUGAGGUGUUGGAGUUAAUUUCUCCAGGUGAUGAAGAAUCCUCUGAAAAUUUAUUUUCUGGUAAGUUUAAUGAUGAUAAUCAUGAAAAUGCAUUUGGAGUUCUGGCUGAGGUUUCACCAGCAUCUUCAUUGCAUAGUGUGGAGUUCCAAUCUCGCCCAAAAAUGGGAACAGUUUGUGAUAGCCUUGUAGAUGUCACUGAGGUUGUUUCUGAUGUUUCAAGUGUUCUUACUUAUUCUGAAACAUCCUUUUCAGUUGUAUAUGGUGAGAAAAUAAUACAAGAGAUGAGGCCUUUAUCUGCCUGCAGUUCCCUGUUAGCAGAAUCUUUUAGUCUGUCUGGAAAAUCACCUGACAACUCCCUGGAUGCAUUAUCUUGUAAUUAUUCUGGCGAAUGUGUUUGUGAUAAUUCCAGUAAGCUCCCCUCUUCUCCACCAGCUCCAAUUAUCUCCUGUAAGAAUAAGUCAGUCGAGUCAGGACUUGGUUCCUCCAGCAGUAUAGUAUCAUUGGAAUCCAUUGAAGAAGACACUUCCAGAAUUAAGGAAAUUUUGUCUCUGAAUGAAUCAUCUGAAUCUGCUCUAGGACAUUCAUAUGACUGGAACAAUGAUAUUAAUGACCCUGAUAUGGAAACCAUUGAAUUGUGUGACAAGGUGAAGCUUGAUGAAAGCUGUGUCAUUGUAGAACCUAGUGAACUUUAUGCUGUCUCUCAUAGAGUGCGAAAGCUCAGAUCGUACAGGAAAAAGAUUCAAGAUGCAUUUGCUUCAAAGAAGAGACUGGUGAAGGAAUAUGAACAACUAGCAAUUUGGUAUGGAGAUGUUGACAUGGGGUCUAGCAAAGAUGGAUCACAACCUCUUUUGACAUCUACCCCUGCAAAAUCCUUAAACUCGAAAAAUUUGCAAUUAGAACUUUCAUAUGACACCGAAUGGGAGCUUCUGUAGAUAAACAAUAAACCUCUGUAUAUAGCUGCAAUUAGACUGGUCAGAGAGUGUAUUUCCUGUGCAGAUGAGGCUCCCACUUUCAAUGUACACAUGCAAAAAUAAGGAAGUUCAAUGACUGUUUCAGUUCUAGAUUAAUAGUAUUCUUUUCUGGUUAAGUUUCGAAAUACUGCAACAUCUUUGGGGUACAAGGUAAUUAUACUCUUUUACUAAUAAUGCAUACAUUAGUACUUGUGGAUGUA